Molecule: messenger RNA, 628 nt
Organism: Cutaneotrichosporon oleaginosum
Lineage: Eukaryota; Fungi; Basidiomycota; Tremellomycetes; Trichosporonales; Trichosporonaceae
Source: RefSeq, a predicted model, not a curated record
CGCCUGAAGACAAACGUUCUGGACAUCUCGCGACCCCGCUAUGAUUCUAAGUACACCCCAUAUCGCGACGACGACGACGAGUCGACGAGCAACGACGACCAUGCUGAAGCUGAACGAUGGGAGCGCGAAGAGCAGCAAGUGGGUGUAAGCUGUGCGACACCGCUUACAUAGACCCUUAUGCGCAGGCAAGACGACACCCUCGGCUACAUCUCUGGAACGCUCUCAACACUGGCCUCUCAAGCGGGGUUGAUCGGGCAGGAGGUAACGGAGCAUAGCGAAAUGCUGGACGAGCUGUCGACACGGGUCGACUCUACACAGUCGCGACUGUCAAGAGUUACCAGGACAAUGACAGACUUUCUCCGCAAGAAUGAAGACACUCGCAGCUCAUGGUGCAUCGCCAUCCUCAUCCUUAUCCUCAUCAUUCUCUUGAUACUCGUGAUCCUGUUAUAAUCAUUCUAUGAGGAUUGUGAAGUUGUUCCUUGUCGCUCCAUCGUUGAGUAUCCGCUUUCGCCGGAACUGCGAGAUAUCCCUUGUAGCCACAUCCCAUCGGAACAACCAGUAUGCCACUUUGCCGUGGGGCCGCCAAUGCUCUUGCUCCAGUUUGAAGCCUAAGGAAGUGACGAGCUGU